AUGCAGGCAAUCCUCGGACGCUUGCGAUCACAAUCCAGCCAGAAAGUCCAAGAAACACAGAUCUCAAAUGUAUCCUCUGAUGAUACAAAUCCUGAGCGAGAGCAGCCUGAAUCUGCUCUAGUGACCGCGCCGCUGCAGACGACGACGGCAGUCUACGCAGGAGCUCGGAAAAUACACCCGAACCCAGACGAGCUGCUCUCCUCAGCUCCAACACCCUCAUUGCCAACAUCACCCGUGCGAAAGUCGACGGCCAACGAGCUCGGCAUUCGCGUACCGUCUGCACUUGCACGUGUCGCAAACAGAAAAGUGACUCCGACAGUGUCUCAGCCAACGGAGGAUACGAUUCGAGAGAGUCCAGAACUCGAACGGGACCAGCUUUCGACAGACUCACACCCGCAGGACAAACUGCCAGAAAGCCCGAGUCCACGGAGGGCCAGUCUGUCCCUUUUCUCCGCGGUGCCCUUUAGCUCUGGAACGGGCUGGUCAACAUUUGGGAGAGGCAGAAAGGACAAUAAUGAUGCGCAAGCUGAUGGCCCUCCUCUCCCAGACGCGUCGAGGACGUCGUCCCAGUCACGCACGACAACGACGACGACCAGGACACCACCGACAAAAAGCAGUGCACUCAGUCGGUCAAACUCGACAAAGCAACCGAUGCCGACAUCAGACAGUUCGUCCUACUCACGAGUUCCCCUCAAUAACGACCAUCAUGACAACGCCGAACCAAAGUCACCUAAUACUCAAAACGACGAUCAAGCUAUUUCAACAUCAGCUAAUUUACAAAGGGCCUCCGUAUUUAACAAUAUCUCUCCAGCUCAUGAACAUAUAGAUGCCACAUACCCUCCUCGUACCACCGUCGUCAAACCAGAUGCACCAGCAACAACAUCUCUGCCUUUUACCUUUGGUCGACAACCUCCGACGCGUCCUUCAGCCGACGACGUGUUUGUGAGCGAGUUUGGCUCCGAACAACCAGAUGUCAAUCUUUCCAAACUGAAUCCAACCCCCCCUCCUCCCGCCAUGGACGAGGCAUUUCCAACCUUGGAGACGCCUUCGAGUGAGCGACCUCUACACGGACUGGCUCAUCGGCCCAAUCAAGCCUCGGAUGCAUCAGAGCUUUUGACCACCACGUCGCGAUAUGGCAUUCCCUCCCUCAUCAGCGACUCGUCUCUCGAUAAUCCGCACAGGGAAGAGGCCAGUUCGAGUGCUGGGACAAGUCCCGGAUGGCCUUGGGAUCUCCCAAUUCGGAAUAUGGCGUCCUUUGGUGCGAGCGGAGAUGAACUCUCUCAUCCACGCGAAGCGGCUCUUGGCACACGGAUCCGCAACGUCUCCGAUGAUGGCCGUCGGCGCAGAUCUGCAUCUGGAUCGUCAAGUGGUCUCCGACUUCGUCGAAGCUCUGGUGGUAAACGGCUGAGUGCGCUACUGGAUCAAGGGACCAAGGCCGAUACGCCUUUUGCGAUCAGUCCACCAUCUCCGAUUACGGUGUUCAGCGCAGAAGUACCAAACUCUCAGGAUUUCCCAACUCGGGAAGAGUCGGCGAUAUCUCCCAGUGGACAUGCACAACGAGAUACGAGUGCUACGGCUGUAGACGAACCCAGCCCUAGCACAUCCACUGCGCCCAAUGUGUCUCAUAAUCCACGGCCCUCGACAUCUCGCUCUCCUUCUACGCGUUUACAAGAUAUUUUUGCUCAAAAUAUUCGAGUUCCAGAGGGCUAUGCCCACGCGAGUGGAAUUGGUGUCGCUGGAAUUGAACCCCAUAGUCGACGGCAGAGUAUCAAGGUCAUGGGGAAGCGUAAGGCUGGAGAGGCUGUAGAUCCGGAAGAAAUUGUGAUCCAGGACAACAGGGGUCAUCGACCACGAUUCGAUUCCAAUGGCAUGUCUACUUUUUUUUACUACAUUGAUAAAGCUAAUCAUACUACUCUAGCUCCUUCCUCGUAUUAUCGCAAGCGCAUGAAGUUGUCGUCCAAUGCGUCUGAAAAGGAUGCGUUGCCGCUUCGAACUUCGACGUCUGCUUCUCGUUCUGCCGCUCCUUCUGUACGCUCUGUUACAUCUUCUUCUCGUCCAACUACUUCGCAUCGUCGACCACUUUCGCACAACGCCUCUGCCGUCUCGAUUCCCGUGUCCGCCAUUGUGUCACCGAGGGCACCAUCAAUCCGCCAUAGCAUUUCCGGCACCUCCAAACGAGGUGAUGGUAUGCGGUACCAGCAUCCUCUCAAGAAUCGUGUCCAGCGACGGAAAAAACGAGAGACGUGGGCGGACUCGUGGAUCCUUGAUCGAGACGAUAUGCCUAUUCAAGCAUGGCUCUUCCUUGCCGGUUUCGUCUUUCCACUUUGCUGGUGGAUCGGCAUGUUGCUUCCUAUCCGACGUCAACAAAGUCCAGAUGCGGAAAAGGGCGAACCACCGACGAUCGGCGUCGUCGACCGUAGUCACAGUGGUCUCUGGACCGAUUCUACCGAAUAUGACAUGGAGAGUGCACGACUAUGGCGAGGACGGUGUUUGGCGGCUGCUAUCAUUAGCACUGUCAUCUAUGUCCCGAUUAUCGCCUGCGCGGUCGUCUUUUCGCGUCGUUGA
Serendipita indica DSM 11827 is the source of this 2565-nucleotide messenger RNA. The record is from the annotation of a GenBank genome assembly. NCBI's taxonomy places the organism in Eukaryota, Fungi, Basidiomycota, Agaricomycetes, Sebacinales, Serendipitaceae.